Microthlaspi erraticum is the source of this 516-nucleotide messenger RNA. The record is from the annotation of a GenBank genome assembly. NCBI's taxonomy places the organism in Eukaryota, Viridiplantae, Streptophyta, Magnoliopsida, Brassicales, Brassicaceae.
AUGCUAAGCACAUUCCCAGCUGUUAACGAUCAAAAGAUCCUCUUAAAAGAUUUGGACUCAUCUCUUUCUCUUGUUCUUCUUUCACUUAUCCUUCACUCAUUACGAGAGCCCUCUCUCUCUCUUUCUUCUUCUCUCAAUUACCAUCUUCCUCUCUCUAAGUGUUGUAUUUCCUCUCACCCUUUGAGUUCUUCCCCUUCACUCUGUUUCACCAUCUCUUCUCCCUCAUCUCCACGGGAAGACGAAGCUGCUUCUCUGAAGACGUCUCCACCUCCACAUGCGGUUCCUUCCGGCUUUGAGGAACCAACUCCUCAAGCGAUCAAUCACGCGAUGGCCAUACUGCUUGGUGUUCCGCCGGUGGAUAAUGAAACUCUCGCGGCAUUGGUUGCUGGCCUUAAGCCUCCGCCACGUCCGAUGUACUAUCCUCCUCCACCGACGAUGUUCGCACCGCCGACUCAGUACUCCUUCGCUAACCCACCACCAUUGCCGUAUUCCGCCAGGCCAAUUUACCCAAGGUGA